AUGGCCCCUACAGGAUACCCAACACAGCAGUACCAUGUGGGGCAGUAUCCUAUGCAGGGUGCUGUGCCUGUGGUCCAAGGCUCUUUUGAUCCUGGUGCAAGAUUUAAUGCUGGGGCAACAGUCAAUGUUCCAGUAAGUACAUUAAUAUUACUAAGAUGAGGUGACCCUGCCUUGAAGAGUUUGAAGCUACGUGUGUGUUCUCAAGCAUUGUGUGACUGUUAGUUAAUAACCAAUCAAGUUUGUUGUUGUUGUUGUCAUGAAAUAACUGGUUGUACAAAACAAUCGUUAUUGUGAUCCUGGUCAGCUAUUGAGUACUAGUGAACUGUUAUUAUUUACAAUCUAUGUCAUAGAAUCUUCUUGUAACCCUCAUUGUUCUGAGAUAAAGAUAAAGGUAAAUCAGUGGUCUGUGGUGGGUAUAACUUUCCCUCUGCCUCUGUCUAGUUGAACAGUGAGCAGCCAACAAUGAUGAUAAUAAAACAAUUUCGUCAACCUUAUAAGUUAAUAAAGAUGUUAAAAUGCCAGUAAGUCUUAGCUUGAGAAAACAGACAACAUUUUGCGAUGUCCUUACUGGUCCCCCCCCCCAGAAAAUGGCGACCGAGAAACAAGCACACCAAUUUACCAUUUACUGAUCAUGCAUUAUUACCCAAUUAUCAGUAUGAAAUAGGCCUUUUUAAAAUAUACCUUAAGACUUUUGGUUUCCCCUCCAAAAUUUUGCAUAUAAGCCUUGUUUCUCUUUAGGGACUUACAAUCACCUCAACAGAAAUUGAAAACAAAGAGUAUUAUGGUAUUUUUGGAAAGGCCUAUUUCUGCGCUUGUUCUUUAGAGGUCAUUUUGCAGGGCAACCAUUGAUGGAGUCGUGAAGUGUCGGCUGUUUCCUAACGCUAAGUAAGCGGUUGAAAUGUUACUAUCAAAAUUUCAAGUAACUAAAUCAUGAGGGAAAUCAAAAUAUGUUUUUAUUAUUACAUCACAAAAUGUUAGCAUGCAUCCAUUACAUUCAAACCGAUCUAAUCUUUAUCCUUUGUUUUAAACAGCCUCCUCCUCCAGGUUAUGCUCCUAAUGCAGCUCAAAUGGCAGCAUCCCAGGGACAGUCUGUUAAUGUACAACAGAGGCAAGCUGGGUGGUUCAGCGGAGGUACCGGUGGAGGAUAUACCUUCUGGUAG
Messenger RNA from Porites lobata, 1160 nucleotides. Lineage: Eukaryota; Metazoa; Cnidaria; Anthozoa; Scleractinia; Poritidae. The record is from the annotation of a GenBank genome assembly.